AUAAUUGAAUUUGUGUUUUUGUGUUGUUGAUAUCGAAAAAUAUUUCAAUACUACACAGAUUAUUCUGUAAAUUUUUGAAUUAAAACCGAUCGCAAAAAUAAUCAUGAAUGUAUUUUCCCUCAUAACUACGUUUUCCACAUUAUUUUUACUUGGCAGCUGUUCGAUUUAUCACAAUCUGAAGUAUUUUGAGACAAUACAUGCCUCAAAACUUACGCACCAUAUUGUUAAGCGAGGUGCGAAGCUGUCCAAUCAUCCGUUUAAUACAAUCAAAGAGGUUCAUUUCAAGACUUUGGGAAAGGACUUCAGAUUGAUCCUCCACCCUCAUAGUUCAGUGCUACAUUCCAAUUUCAAAGCCUAUGCUGUGGACGGUGAUGGCAAGGAGACUACUGUUCAUGUUGAUCGAGAAAACUUCUACACAGGCCGGGUAUUUGGUGAAAAGGCUUCCGAUGUAAAGUUGCACAUGGAAGAUGGUCUCAUUACAGGAAUAAUUCACACUCCUGAUGAAACAUAUCAUAUUGAGCCUUCAUGGAGACACCUGCCACAUAUUGAUGACAAGACCAUGAUCACGUACCGGUCUUCGGACAUUCACUUCAGCUGGAAAGCUGCUGAAGAAGCCAAGGGAACUAAGCCUCGAGUCUGUGGCUACAUCAAAGAAGGAAAAGAAUUGGAAGAUGAUGACGAUGAAGAAGAAGUGUCUGUCAUAGAAUCGGAACAUGAACAGUCUGAAAAAGACAAAUAUUUGGAAGAGAAUACACAUUUUGAUAAUGCCACAGAUUUGAACCAAAGCAAUAAGAAACGGGUCAAAAGGCAGAGCGACUAUGAAUAUACACCUACUAAAACUAGGUGCCCAUUGCUUCUUGUGGCAGAUUAUAGAUUUUUUCAAGAAAUGGGUGCAAGCAAUACUAAGACAACUAUUAGCUAUUUGAUUAGCCUUAUUGAUCGUGUUCACAAAAUAUACAAUGAUACCCUUUGGCAAGAUAGGCAGGAUAUGGAUGGCUUCAAAGGCAUGGGUUUUGUUAUAAAGAAGAUCCUGGUUCAUUCAGAACCAACGCGUGUGCGCGGUGGUGAGGCUCACUACAACAUGGUACGAGAAAAGUGGGAUGUUCGUAAUCUGCUUGAGGUGUUCAGUCGUGAGUAUUCUCACAAGGAUUUCUGCCUGGCUCACCUGUUCACGGAUUUGAAGUUCGAAGGUGGUAUACUUGGGCUAGCGUAUGUAGGGUCACCACGUCGGAACUCCGUUGGUGGAAUUUGUACACCAGAAUACUUCAAGAACGGCUACACUCUGUACCUGAACUCUGGUCUGAGUUCGUCUCGCAACCACUAUGGUCAGCGCGUGAUCACCCGUGAAGCUGACCUGGUGACUGCGCACGAGUUCGGCCACAACUGGGGCUCGGAACACGACCCCGAUGUGGCCGAGUGCUCGCCCGCCGCCAGCCAGGGCGGGUCGUAUCUUAUGUAUACUUAUAGUGUCAGCGGGUAUGAUGUUAAUAAUAAGCGAUUCUCACCUUGUAGUCUUCGGUCGAUCCGUAAAGUUCUGCAGGCUAAGUCUGGUCGCUGCUUCUCUGAGCCUGAAGAAAGCUUCUGUGGAAACCUGCGCGUUGAAGGCGGCGAGGAGUGUGACGCUGGCUUGCUAGGUACCGAGGAUAAUGACAUGUGCUGUGACAAAAAUUGUAAGCUUAGGAAAAAUCAAGGGGCAGUUUGCAGUGAUAAGAACUCUCCGUGUUGUGCGGGGUGCGUGUUUGCUCCGCCGGGCGUGGUGUGUCGCGAGGCGGCGCACUCGGCUUGCGAGGGCGAAGCCACCUGCAAUGGCGCCUCUGCUGAUUGCCCCAAGGCACCGGCAAUAGCAGAUGAGCAUGAGUGCGCGGAGCGAGGUCGAUGUCGGAAUGGCACUUGUGUGCCCUACUGCGAGACGCAGGGAAUGCAUAGCUGCAUGUGUGAUAUUGUUGCCGAUGCAUGUAAGCGCUGCUGUCGCAAGAGUCUGAACAAGACUUGCUUCCCGGUGGCGCAUAAUGACAUACUGCCUGAUGGUACGCCGUGCAUACAAGGAUUCUGUAAUAAGGGUGUAUGCGAGAAAACAAUUCAAGACGUGGUGGAACGCUUUUGGGACAUAAUAGAAGACAUCAAUAUUAACAACGUGUUGGGUUUCCUUCGUGACAAUAUAGUGGGCGUGGUCGUUUUAGUCACCGCCUUCAUAUGGAUACCUGCUAGUUGCGUGAUCAGCUACGUAGAUCGUCGCCGUCAGCGACAACAUCAGAAGUACCUCGACUGGGAGAGACAACACGAUCUCAUUCAUCCUUCAUCGCCACGGAAAAUUAUUCAUACAAGGUUGCCGAAACAAAAGCCACCCGGCAUGAAGACACAAAUCCAAGGCACAAGUCAGCUGUAGAUUUAAGUUUUUCUCAAAACUUACUGAGAAUAAGUGAACAAAUAAAAUACCUUUAAUUAUA
Helicoverpa armigera (cotton bollworm) is the source of this 2447-nucleotide messenger RNA. RefSeq names its product ADAM 17-like protease (gene Tace). The record is from RefSeq and is a predicted model, not a curated record. Gene Ontology annotation, biological process: membrane protein ectodomain proteolysis; Notch signaling pathway. Gene Ontology annotation, molecular function: metalloendopeptidase activity. The transcript is spliced from 17 exons. The coding region runs from base 104 to 2386 and encodes 760 amino acids. Lineage: Eukaryota; Metazoa; Arthropoda; Insecta; Lepidoptera; Noctuidae. Gene Ontology annotation, cellular component: plasma membrane.